This is a messenger RNA of Tetrahymena thermophila SB210, 2442 nucleotides long. RefSeq lists its product as hypothetical. The record is from RefSeq and is a predicted model, not a curated record. NCBI's taxonomy places the organism in Eukaryota, Ciliophora, Oligohymenophorea, Hymenostomatida, Tetrahymenidae. The transcript has a single exon.
UUUCUCCUUGCAAAAUUUUUACUUUUUGAUCACUAAUUAAAAACGAAAUUUAUAAUAAAGUAGAAGAAAAAGAUAUAAAGAAAGAUGGGUUGCAACUAAAGUUAAGAUAAUCAAUAAGCUUCACAUUUUUAACAAUAAUAAUAUUAAUAUUAGCAAUAGCAAUACAUCUAAAAUUAAGAAUAUUAACAGUAAAUUAAAUUAUUAUGGAAUAACGAAUAAAUAAGUAGGAAUAAUUCUGAAAUAAAUUUGAAAAAUGUUAAUGAUCAGAUUCCGAAAUUACAACCUGAUAAAAAUAAUCAAACUUUAGAGAAAAAUAAUAGUGAAUAUCAAUUUUAGAGGAAGCAAUCUAUCCUCAAAAAAACAUAAAAGAUUAUCUAAGAGAACUUAUUAUGUUCUCAAUAAAUGCAAAGCAACUAAGCUCUCACUACCAGAAGAAACUAUAAUCCAGAGAGAUAAGAUACUUAGUUUAGUGAAUAUAAUAGAUAGAUAACAUAACCAAAUAUUGAAGAUGACACAAGCGAAGAAGAGUAUGAUUACAAUUAAGAAAAUCAUAAUCCUAACAUACCAUAAAAACAAAUUUUAAAAAAUGAUUAAGAAAAAUAAAAUUGUAAAAACAUAAAAAAUAGCCACUUAAAAGCUCCAAGUGUUUAUACUAUACAAGAUAAAAUUAAUGACCAUUUGAAGUAGUUUAAUAAUGGAGGAUAUGCAAACUAACAACAUAAAUAAAAUUAGAAUAAAAAUACCCAUAAAAAGAAAUCUUCAGUAGUUCAAAAUAUAGUACAGAAUUCUAACUUAAGCAAUAAUGAAUAAUAAGAAGAAAUAAAAAUUUGCUAACCAAGACAUAUUUAAAAGAUUAAUCCUACUAAACCCAAAAAAUUUAUAUCAGAAACUUAAAAUAUUACAAAAGUUGAUUAAGAGAGAAUAAUCUAAAGUCAAUAGUAAUAAGACAUGCAAUAAUAAUAACAAAAAUAGUAGCAGUAAAGAGUUCUCAAUUUUUAAAACAAUCUACACUUGCUCACUAUGAGAAAAUACUCUUCUAAUGAGAGUUCUUAAAAUACUUCAUACCAAAAGAUUACAUAGAGAUAUAAUAAUUAGCUAAGCUAAAAUAGUAGCUACAUCUUUAAUUAAAGUAACAGCUUGCUUAACUUCAGAACUGGUAAAACAUAAGAAUAAUGUCGUCAGCUUUACAGUGAGGUAGAAGAAGUUGUCAAAAAUAGAUGCUCUGUGCACUAAUAUGAGGCUUAUCAUAAAUUUAAUACUCUAAUAGAUAAAAUAACUCAAAAAAAUGGUGAAAUCAAAGUAUUUAUAAUUACUGAUACAUCGUCUUAGUUCACACUUUCUAAUUAUUAAUCAACUUAAAAAACUCAGAAUUAGACGAAGUUAAUGGGCACUGGUCUAAUUUAAAAAAUAUAAAAUGAAAUUGUAAAUUUUGAGUAGUUUGAUUUAAUUGAGAGUUACCUUGAUUAAAAUUGUAUUUCUUACGAUAGAAGAUUUUUUGCCAAAUGCGUCAAUAAUGUCAAAUAAUUGGCUUCUCUUAUAACUCAAAUUAAUUUCGUAUUUAAUUAUAAUACAAAGAAUGUGUUGAAUUAGUCAUCAUCAUAGAGUCGCUUUUAUAACAGUAAAAGUAAUAUCACCACAUAUAAAGUUGGAGAAUCGUUUUCUAUAGAAAUUAAAGUACAGAGACCAUUUGAAGAAGAGUAGCUUAAUGCAUUAUCAAAGCAGCACACAGAAUACGAAAAUAUUUAUGAAUGGUAUAAAAUAAACUAGGCAAGUGCAUUGGGAUAUGGAUUUGUGGUAAACUCCUGCUUUAGAGAUGAAAUUUACACUUUUUACAUUUACCAUGAUGACAAAAAUGUCAACUUAUAAAAGGCUCUCUCUGCCUUUUCUAUGUAUGGAGCUUCAAUGAAUUAUCAAGUUUAAUAAAAAUUAGAAGCAAUCAUCCCUUGCAAUGAUUUUGAUAUUGAUUUUCACUUUAAUGAGUUUGGACUUGUAAGUUUAAAACUUAAUCUAGGAAAACUUUCAUCAAUUAAUGAAAAAUAACUUUUAAACCUUUAUCAUACUUAAAUAAGUAAUUGUGGAUCAGUUAAAUCUUUCAGGGGUAUUGAAAGUACCUUUUCCUAAAUAAAUAACUUUUUAAAGAGUCAACAUGAAUAAAAUUCAUUAAAAAGUUCUUCAAACAAAAAUUAUUCAACAGGAACAGUACAUGGUACUUCUCAAUCAAAAAAUAGCUUAAAUAGUAAAUAAUCCUCUUUUUCUAAAGAAAUGCUCCUCUCAAAUUAGCAAUUCAACAUUUUGAACACUCUAAACAAUAAUUUUAAUUCUAAUUCUCAUUAUAUUAUUGAGUUUAACAAGUCAGGCUUUUAAUUAUCAAAGUCAGACUAGAUAGGGCAAGAUGAUUCUGCCUCAAAUACUCAAAUUCUUGUCUGUGAGUAGUUUAAAUGA